AUGCACAGUUCUGUAACCGUUGAUGGCAGUUUUUUGGCCAACUGGACACCCAAACAUGGUGGCACAUAUCGAAUCGAAUGCCGUUUAGAUGGAUUUCAAUUGGCUCAGAGCUAUUUGGUUGAGGUUCGGGACAAUAAUAUAUUCAGUGGUUCAGUGUCAUCAAAAGAUGACAGUAAAAAUCGUUUAAAUCGAAGAGUAGCUCAUUUUAGCAGGACACGUUUUGCUUUAUGUGACCAAAAGCUGAUGAUGAAAGGUGUACGAAUCCGUGCUUCGCCAGCGUUGAAUUCCUCACAAAUUGGUGUCAUACCUCGCGGUACUACUGUUUCUUAUAUUGAAGAAGUAGAAAACGCUGAUGGUGUCUGGUUGAGACUUACCGAUGAAGCUUGUGCGAUAUACUGUGAUGCACAAUUACCUUCGCAGGGUUGGUGCUUACAAUAUAGUAACCAUCUAGGACGUUCAUUCUUAUUGCUACAGUCCGAUUCUACGGAGGGUUUUAUUCAUGAUUCUAAUUUAUUAAGUACCACCAUCCAAUUACCACAAAAUGGGGGAACAAACAAUGAGCAGUAUCUUGAGCAAUCGUUGCAACUUGACGUUGAACAGAUAUAUGCAGCAUGUGAUUCGCUCCCAGUCUCGAUUUACAAUUAUCCAUCAGUAGAUGCCAUUUGUGGUGAUGUUAUUAGCAAUGCAGAAACCGGUGAAAUAAGAUCGUCCGGUUGGAUUCAUAAUAAGCAGGGCAUAUGGAUACGAUUAUCCGGCUUUGAUCAAAAAUAUGCUUUUGUGCAGGAUUUGGCUGGUAAUCGAUAUUUACAAAAAAUAAGUGACAUUACACAACGCUGUGCCAAUGGAAAUGUUGAAGGUUCACCGACGGGUCAAAAACCAAUAGCGCAAAUUUACCCGCGAUCAAGGAGUGAUCAGUUGAUGCAAGCAUUAAAGCCUUCAAUUGCUGACUGUUGUCGAACAGUAUUCGCUGCAUUUCUGUGGCAUGAACGAUUGGUGAAGGAUGCAAUGGUAUGCAGUACGUACCUUAAAUUUCAUCCGGAAUUGCAUUCCAUAACUUUCGGUCAAAAUCGGAUGGAACUAAUCAUGACUACACCGAUGCAUUCGCUUUUCAGCAUUUGGCAAGAAAUUAAUACGGCAGUACAGACCAGUAUUGAACAACGUUCAGUACUUUUGUGUCCAAUGACCCCACGUCAGUUCGAUGUGAAACCAAUAAGUGUGAAUAUUGGCGCCUCUCGUCAGGGAUCAUCGUCAACUCAACGAAAGGAUUUAUGUGAACUCUGUGAAGAGUGGCAUGCAGCACCAGUGACCACUCAUAUGCGUAUGGCACAUCCUGGAUGUAGCAAAUAUUCCGGUGGUCAAGGAUAUAACAGUUCUGGCAAAUAUACAAGUGGUUGGUCAGGAAAUUGUGGUGAUGGUGGACGACCAACUGCUGUUUGGUAUUUGAUGUGUGCUACAUGCCGAUCAAAAUAUUUGUUGCAGACUCCAUCUGGACAUCAACAGGAGCGAACUCGUCGAUGGCGUGAAUUUUGCGCCUCCUCAGCUGUCGCAGAAAUGUCUCCAGAAGCAAUAAUCAAGCAAAAUGCAAUGUUUCUUAUGGAGUUAAAUGCAUCUUUGGAUGAUGAUAGCAAGGAUACGUCAAGAGCGACAUCUGGCUGGACAAUAAAUCUUUUCCCACAAUCAUCCAUGGUGACACCACCUGUCACUUCAACAUGUAUACAAACGGAUGUUGGAAUAGCAUCACAACCAUCCAUAAAUUUAAUAUUUCGUCUUGAUCAUUAUAUUUUACUAAUAACGGAUGACUUACAGCAAUUAUCAAAUGGAGGUGAAAAUGGUUGUCAUCUACGAAAAUUAUCAUAUGCCAGUGACCCAGGACCAAAGCACAGUUGUGUUACUACUCAUUCCGCUCUUUCAAACUACAAUCCAUUGUAUUCGACGAGACGGCUUGGUUCUUCACCGCUAACAAAUGCUUCCAACCAAAAUGGAAUGGUUAAUUCGAUACGUCGGAAAAUGUUAGAAGGAUACGAAAGGCGGCAGUCAGCUGAAAUUGUUCAAAGUCCAUCUGUAGCAUUGAAAUCACUGUUGGUUGAACAGAACAAUAUAUCUGCAAAUGUAAACGUAUCACUUCGUCGGCCAGUACUUACUUUUGUAAUGGAACGGCAUAACUUGGCUCGUAUACGGGAAGCAAUGGCAACUGCUGUGGCUCGUGCUACAUUUUUUGCACAUUCAUUCCGUGUUUGGAAUUGGCUCUUGAAGAUGGUUUCAACUGAAUCUAGUGUGGCAGAUAUUCUUUGGCAAUAUUUGACAGCAUUGAACUCAUACGUACCGUUAUGUCGAUGGCGUAAAAAUCAUUUACGUUUAGCAACAAACUUACGUCUCUUACCACAUCCGUGGCGUGUUUGCUAUUUAGCUGGUCCAGUUGCUAAUAAAAUGGUUCAACAACUACAUUCUUUCUUGCAUACGGUUGCCGUUAUCGUACAAUCAAAUGGUGUUAAUACAAACUUACGCUGCUUAUGUUUCCGGGUGUGGACCUUUCAGUUAACGGUUCAUGAACAGGAUUUGCUUUCUCUUAUAUGCGAUGUAUUAGCAAGUGUCGGUAAUGUGUUGGCUGAUUCAUCUGAAGAUCAUUCGUGGAAUCUGGACGAUGGCGAACGGAAGACAGAUUAUCGUUCACUUCAAGAGCAAAAAUUAUUGUUGUCUAGAAAGCUGCAGGCAGAUGUGAAGCAAAUGGAAGACAUUACUGGUAUUUUGAGUUAUGAGGCAUCAAGUCGUCAAGCAAUGAUUGCAUGUUUAACGGAUGGGAAUAGUGAAACUUUCUGGGAAACUGGUGAAGAGGAUAAAAAUCGACCACGCUACGUGACAGUACACUGUGAUAUCCGAAGCUAUAAGGCAACGCUACUCACUGUUUACGUCGAUAAUAUUCGUGAUGAGGGUUAUCGAACGUGUUCUGUUACUGUUGUUACUGCGGAAAGUGAUGGAAGACGUCGAAAGAUUCAUUCCGAGUGUCUCGAUCACCAAUUUAUUGGCUGGAUAAAAUGCUGCAUUUUUGGACUGAGCAGUAUUCAAGUGAUAUUUCGUGGUAAUGAUCCCUCCUUACGUAUACGUCAGCUUCGAGUUUUUGGUACUGCAUUGGAUGUGCUUAGUACUCAGUCCUUUACUAAUCGAAGUUUUCUGAAGCCUUCACCAUCACAUCAGCUAUUGUUUAAUGCUAAUCAGGAUGAUGCAUUUGCAGUUUUCCAAGCUAUUGCUGCUCAAGCAUUUAGUGACGAAUUUUCACAGGAAGAAAAUGGCACAUUACGACAGCAAGUACUUGAUCUGCUAUUUAGUCGUAUACAAUUACAACCACUUCAGACAUUUGUUUGUUCUCAUAUGAUCAGUGCUUUGGAAAGGGAAGUAUCGUCACUGCGUGAGAAAGCAAAGCGCAAUUAUUCGUACGUUUGCGGUUUGAUGGAAAUGUUACUGAAGAUUUGCAGUUCACGUCAAGGCCUGGAAGUAUUUGGUGUCAAAAAUAGGAUUCUCAUUAUCCUUUCUGAGCUUUUGUUAUUUGCUCCUCAGGUAGUGCAAUGUCAAGUAUUGGAGACAAUUGAGUGCCUCUCCAAGUUAUUCACACCAUCCGCAGUCGACUGCGUGAAUUUUACACGGAAUUUAUUAAUAUUAAUAACAAAAGUGAUAACACUGCAGAUACGUGAUAAAAUGACACGGUCACUAACUUCGGCUUGUUUAGCUACUCAUGUGACAAGUGCACCGAUGUACUGGCGAAUAGAUCGAGCAGUUAGCACUGAUAUUGCUUAUCUUGCAAAACAACUAUUGAAAAAUUUGAGUGAAGGACUGCUAAAUGAAUACUGGACAGUUCCUGUGCGUACAGAAAUUGCAAAUGAAAUUAUGAAUUUAACCUCUUUGAAUAUCACUCAUUCAUACGACAGCGAUAAUUCCGGAAAAAUAGCAACAGAUGGAAAAGACGAAAGUGCGUCAGGGCAGGCAAAUAGUUCGGAUUUUUCCGGAUUCAUUAAUACUGAUAAUUCUCGAUCAAAGAUGCUAAAGAAUGGAAAAUUUUGGCUUGCCGUAGCUGCAUUAUCUUUGUUGAAAGAGAGCCAAUGGUUAGAAUUGUCAUCAGUAUGGCAAAGUCUACAGAAUAACAAAGAAAGUUUGACGAGAAUGUUGUGUGAUAAUCACGAUGAUGGUCGAACUUUAGCUAAUGUGUACUGUGAAACUUGUCAAUGUUCGUUAUGUCGAGAAUGCUUCUCUGUGCUUCAUUUAAAUAAACGAAAUCGUAGUCAUGCUGUGCAACAUCUUGGUGACACAAAUGAUCGUCCACAAGUUGAAGUACAUGAAGGUUCCACUCGAUUACGUUUACCACAUGUUUUGAUACUGUUUAAUCCAACUACUCUGAACGGAAUGGUAGAAUUCAAUCAAAGCAUUAUCCGUGAAAAUAUACCUUCCGUGCCUUAUCAUCGAAUUUCUGAAAUGUCAAAUCUUGCUGAAACACGUGAUAACUCUACUUGCCGUUUCUGUAAUGCUCCAUUGUGUCCAGAUCAGAUCGAUGGUUUGUGUAAUCACGAAGAGUGUCGUCACUUUGCAACGUUUGCUUGUCAACAGCAACUUCCAUGUGGUCAUAUCUGUGGUGGUAUCCGUGAUGAAGAAGUAUGCUUGCCGUGUAUUCAAUGCAGGAAGCCAGAUACAAAACAAGACGCAGAUGAUUUAUGCGUGAUAUGUUUCACGGAUCGUUUGGGUGGUGCACCGUGUAUUCAGCUAGCUUGUCAUCAUAUCUUUCAUUAUCGCUGUGUACGAACCGUACUCGAGAAACGUUGGAAUGGUCCAAGGAUUGUCUUCCGCUUUAUGCAGUGCCCAUUAUGCAAGGAACAAAUUGAUCAUCCAUCGGUAGCAGAUUUGUUGCUCCCACUGAAAGAUUUGUAUAAUGAAGUAUUGAGUAAGGCACGUUUGAGACUCGAAUAUGAUGGCUUUUUGCAGUCUCCUGCGACUAUCUCUGAGAGCAGUGAGCUUCACAUGAAUCUGGAUGAAUAUGCAAUGGAGCGGUACAUGUAUGUUCUAUGUUUUAAGUGUGGGAAGGCCUAUUUUGGUGGCGAAAGUCGUUGUCAACAGGAACUGGAUAAUUCACAGUAUAAUCCUGAGGAAUUGAUCUGUGGUGGUUGUUCAGAUGUGGUAGGUGCUCAGGUCUGUGGACGUCAUGGAAUAGACUUCCUCGAAUUUAAGUGUCGUUUUUGUUGCUCAGUUGCUGUUUAUUUUUGCUUUGGUACCACACAUUUUUGUACAUCAUGUCAUGAUGAUUUCCAACGAUUGGUAUGUUUGCCGAAAAAACUUUUACCGAAAUGUCCAGUUGGUCCGAAAUGUGUACAACUAGAUGGAAGUGAAUGUCCUUUAAGGGUAAAACACCCACCAACAGGUGAAGAAUUUCCGCUUGGUUGCGGCAUAUGCCGAAAUAUCAAUACGUUUUGA
Brugia pahangi is the source of this 5451-nucleotide messenger RNA. NCBI's taxonomy places the organism in Eukaryota, Metazoa, Nematoda, Chromadorea, Rhabditida, Onchocercidae. The record is from the annotation of a GenBank genome assembly.